Messenger RNA from Branchiostoma belcheri (Belcher's lancelet), 1923 nucleotides. Its product is annotated as fatty acid desaturase 6-like. The transcript has 4 exons. Gene Ontology annotation, cellular component: membrane. Gene Ontology annotation, molecular function: oxidoreductase activity, acting on paired donors, with oxidation of a pair of donors resulting in the reduction of molecular oxygen to two molecules of water. The coding region runs from base 133 to 1248 and encodes 371 amino acids. NCBI's taxonomy places the organism in Eukaryota, Metazoa, Chordata, Leptocardii, Amphioxiformes, Branchiostomatidae. The record is from RefSeq and is a predicted model, not a curated record. Gene Ontology annotation, biological process: lipid metabolic process.
AAAUGACCGUGCACAUUGGACGGUUGGACUCUGGUCGUAGACAAUGUAUGUAGGUCAUGAAGUGGGGUGAGUGGCGUCAUCUUAUCUGAUACCAAAAGGAACUUUGACCUAACUGAGCAGGCGCAUAGAGGUAUGCAAAGGUCGAUAGUCUGUGAGUCUGGCCGGAAGAUGGCGACUCACAGCGCCGAUGUCAGCUAUGUGACCACUGCAGGGACUGGUCACGCGGAGUUGCGGUGGAGACCUGUCAGUGGGUCUAAGGCCCCGAACACGGCCUCCUUAGUGGAGCUGGGCGACAAAGUCCAGCAGAUCGUGGGCAGGAGCUCGUGGUGGGACCGGUACGGGGUCGACUGGUGCAUCCUGUCGGCUGGCCUGGGGCUGGCGUUCCUCGGCAUGUACCUCGCCAGCUACCAACACCCGCUUCUCUUCGCUUCCGGGUUGUUGGCUUGCGGCACUGGCCACUGGAUCCUGGCGAAUAAGGGCGCCCACCUGGCAGUCCACGGCGCGCUAGCGGAGUCCCGAGCGGUCAACGCCUUCGCCGUUUGGUUCAUGAGCGAACUGGCGGGGGCGUUCACUUACAAGGGAGGGUUUGACAUCCACAUCAAAGUCCACCAUCCACACACCAACAUCAUUGGGCUAGGAGACUCCAGCUCUUUCCGGGCACCCUUCCUCCCCAAGUACGUCUACAUGUUUUGUGCGCCUCUGCUGGUCCCGGCCCUGGCCCCGCUGGUCAGUGUGCAGAUCCUGUGGGGUCAAUGGGCAGCUAUGUUGUCCUGCGUCAUCACCAUGGCUACAGGACUGUACAUCAACCACUUCCUACUGGUUCACUUUUCUGGGUUCAGUGUGCUGGGUGCUGCUGCCUUCAUGUUGGCUUCUCGCUCCAUCUUCGGCCUACCUUACAUCCACGUCAACAUCUUCCAACACAUCGGGCUGCCCAUGUACUCACAGGAGACCCGCCCGAAGAGAAUUCAGCUAAUGUCGACAGGUGUGUUGAACCUGAGUAGGAACGCCGUGUUAGACUGGGUGUUCGGCCACUCCCUCAUCAGCUGUCAUGUGGAACACCAUCUCUUCCCUACACUCUCUGAUAACAUGUGCUUCAAGGUGCGGCCUGUGGUGCGUGACUAUCUGACAGCCCACGGGCUCCCCUAUAAUGAGGACAGCUACACGAGCAGGCUGAGGGUGUUUGUGGAGAAGUAUGAAGAGUGGAUGGUGAAGCUUCCUCCCAUCACACACUUUGUCGGCCUGCAGUAGAACACAGCCUGACUGUGACUGGUACAUGAUGGGCCUAGUGGCCCUUCCUCUGGUCAGGACCCUAGAGGCUUCACCAACACCUUAAGUCAGGAGAAACAUCUUAAUCCUGUCAAUUUAUGCAUGUUUUCUAAAAUAUAUGUAAUAAUAUGUACCUGCACCAAAAAUAAUCUUAGAAAUAUCAAUAUGUAAAAUAUUAAUAUAUAGAAUGGCAGAUGCCAUGACUCAUGAAAUUCCAAGCAAUUGCAUGAUUAUGUACAUAAUAUGUAAUAUAUACAUGUAUAUGAUAUAUAUAUAUGUUGUAUGUCUAUUUGAUUAACGUUAUGUGUAAAUGUAUUUGUUUGAAUGUGUAUGGUUUUGCUUAUAUCAUAUCUAAAACCAUGAAUAAAUAUGAAUCUUAUCCAUUGAGAUUUAUAAAUUUUAAUAAUAUCUAAAGAUAUCAAUAAAUAUUAAUCUUGUCUAGACUUGAGACAUUGAGAAACACAACUCUUAAGCUGAAAUAAGUAACAAAAUACUGAAAUAGCAUUGGCAACAAUGCAAACAAGCAAUAGAUAUCUUCCCUCCAUGAACGAGGUUGGUGUUGUUAGGGUUCUUUUUUAUGUUAUCGCAUGUGUUCAUUGUUAUAGGUAUGUUCAGGAGAAGACUGGCCCCGACCACGCGGUCGGAGGUAGUUUAUUU